AGCAGCAGCGGCAGCGGCAGCAGCAGCAGCAGCCGGUUGUUUACGGGUGCUGAUGCAUUUCCUAUGGACACCGGCUUGGCUGACUGUCAAACUCGCUAGGCAGGAGGCAAAGCAGCACAGGUUGUUCCAGAGGUUGCCAGGCAGGGAAAAGGGUCUAUAGUGCCCGCAGCCCUCAGCUCCUAAGUUCCUGCUGUUAAAGCCCCUGAGACGACGACACCAUGGCCGACCAUGAAGAAUCCAAGAUGAACAGCAGUGCUGGCCACUCCUCCCAUCUUUCGGACCCCCCCAAAGAGAGCAUGCAGCUAAAGAAGGAGAUCUCGCUGCUCAACGGAGUCAGCCUGAUUGUAGGAAACAUGAUCGGCUCUGGCAUCUUCGUCUCCCCCAAGGGUGUGCUAAUCUACAGCGCCUCGUACGGGCUGUCGCUUGUCAUCUGGGUCAUUGGCGGCCUGUUCUCUGUGAUGGGGGCCCUCUGCUACGCUGAGCUGGGCACCACCAUCACCAAAUCAGGAGCAUCCUACGCAUACAUCCUGGAGUCGUUUGGCGGCUUCAUCGCAUUCAUUCGCCUGUGGACAUCUUUGUUGAUUAUUGAGCCCACCAGCCAGGCGGUCAUAGCCAUUACGUUUGCAAACUACUUGGUGCAACCGCUGUUUCCAACAUGUGAACCGCCAUACAUAGCAUCCAGGCUCCUCGCUGCAGCGUGUAUAUGCUUACUGACAUUAAUCAACUCCACCUAUGUAAAGUGGGGAACCCGCGUGCAGGACAUAUUCACCUAUGCCAAGGUGGCAGCCCUCAUCGUCAUCAUCAUUACCGGCAUCGUCAAGCUGAGCCAGGGUUACACAAACAACUUUGAAUCGUCCUUUCAGGGAUCGUCCACGGACCCCGGAGACAUUGCGCUGGCGCUCUACUCUGCCCUCUUCUCCUAUUCCGGCUGGGACACCCUCAACUUUGUUACUGAGGAGAUCAAAAACCCUGAAAGGAACCUGCCCAUGGCCAUCGCCAUCUCUAUGCCCAUCGUCACCAUCAUCUACAUCCUCACCAAUGUGGCCUACUAUGCUGUUCUGGAUGUUAGCGCUAUACUGGCCAGCGAUGCUGUGGCAGUGACAUUUGCAGAUCACACCCUCGGUGUGAUGAGCUGGACCGUCCCCUUGGCUGUGGCUCUGUCCUGCUACGGAGGCCUCAAUGCCUCCAUCAUAGCUGCAUCCAGGUUGUUCUUUGUAGGCUCUCGUGAGGGACACCUUCCAGACGCUCUGUCCAUGAUCCACAUAGAGAGAUUCACUCCCAUCCCUGCUCUGCUCUUCAAUUGCAUCAUGUCACUGGUCUACCUGACAGUGGAGGAUGUCUUCCAGCUCAUCAACUACUACAGCUUCAGCUACUGGUUCUUCAUGGGUCUGUCCAUCAUCGGCCAGAUCUACCUCCGCUGGAAAGAGCCGGACAGACCCAGACCUCUCAAGCUCAGAGCCUUCUUCCUGACCUGUCUCUCUGCAGCUGUCCUUGGUGUACCCGGUGGUGUUCUGUCUGUGUUCUGUGUUCCUGGUGGUCGUUCCUCUCUACAGCGACACUGUCAACUCCCUGAUUGGCAUCGCCAUUGCCCUGUCAGGGGUCCCUGUCUACUUCCUGGGGGUCUAUCUACCAGAAUCCAAACGGCCGCCGAUGAUCACCAAGCUACUGCGUUCUCUGACUCUCUCCACCCAGUACACCUGCUACUGUGUACUAACAGAGAUGGACAAAAGUGAAUAGCAUCCGAAACACUUUAAAACUCGAGCCAGCAGUCUCUACAAUCCUCACAGCUGACAGCAACCGGGGGCAGCCAGGCGGGGGAUUCUUCUUUGG
This is a messenger RNA of Etheostoma spectabile (orangethroat darter), 1830 nucleotides long. It is a transcript of the gene slc7a6, whose product is annotated as solute carrier family 7 member 6. The record is from RefSeq and is a predicted model, not a curated record. The transcript is spliced from 10 exons. The coding region runs from base 219 to 1733 and encodes 504 amino acids. Gene Ontology annotation, biological process: amino acid transmembrane transport. Lineage: Eukaryota; Metazoa; Chordata; Actinopteri; Perciformes; Percidae. Gene Ontology annotation, molecular function: L-amino acid transmembrane transporter activity. Gene Ontology annotation, cellular component: membrane.